Molecule: messenger RNA, 877 nt
Organism: Sorghum bicolor (sorghum)
Lineage: Eukaryota; Viridiplantae; Streptophyta; Magnoliopsida; Poales; Poaceae
Product: probable ribosome biogenesis protein RLP24
Exons: 4
Coding region: 179-679 (166 amino acids)
Biological process (GO): ribosomal large subunit biogenesis
Cellular component (GO): nucleolus
Source: RefSeq, a predicted model, not a curated record
UCGCCCAAACCCUAGCGGCCGCAGUCGGCCAGUUGCGCGUGCUCUCCGCCGCUCACCCCAGCCGCCGGCUCACCCAACGCCGCUCGUCGGCCGCCCGCCCGCAGUCGCGUAUCACCCAACCUCUUAUUUUUGCUGCCAAUCGGGAGACCCGUAAGACGUUACCAAGGAAGGCGGCAUCAUGAGGUUGGAGAAGUGCUGGUUCUGCUCCUCCACCAUCUACCCCGGCCAUGGAAUCCAGUUCGUCCGCAACGACGCCAAGAUCUUCCGCUUUUGCCGGUCAAAGUGUCAUAAAAAUUUUAAGAUGAAGAGAAAUCCUCGUAAGGUUAAGUGGACAAAAGCAUACAGGCAAUUGCAUGGCAAGGACAUGACAAAGGAUGCUACCUUUGAGUUUGAGAGGAAGAGGAACAGGCCUGAGCGCUAUGACCGCAAUUUGACGGAGCAAACUCUGAAGGCCAUCCCACUUAUUACAAAGAUUAGGCAUGACCGCCUGGAGAAGCACAUUUCAAACAGACAUAAACCUGGUAAACGCAAGGAGAUGGAGAAAGAUUCUAAGGAGCUGGAUCAGGACAUCGGCUUGCUUCCGAAGAAGCUUAUUAGCAAUGAGCUCGCAGUCGAGAAACCAAAGAUCAAGGUCAAAGUUGUUCAGCAGCAGACAGAAGAUAAUGCUAUGGAAGAGUAGUGCGUGGCAUUGUGUCGCCUCCGACGCAGAUCUUUUUGUAUUUACCUAUUAUGUAGUUGAUGAAAGAUGUUUGGACAAUGUUUUCGUGGAAAGUUUUCCGUGUGGUUCCUGAUAUACGCUGGUAUGGUAUGUGAGAUAAAUUUUGACAGCACACUGUCCUAACAGUUCGGUCUAAAUUCAGUAACUUGUGCAGUGUUA